AUGGCCGACCAAGACAACUUCAAACCCAACGGCUCAGCCUACACCCUCUCCCAGGUCUCUCAGUAUCUCUCCUACGUCGGUCUCGAUGAGUCAUACCACCCUUCCUCCCACCCCGUCCUCGACCUAGACUACCUCACCACCAUCUUCCAAGCCCAAAUCACCUCCUUCCCCUACGAGAACCUCUCCAUCCACUACAACCCCUUCCACCGCAUCCUCCUCGACCCCCCACACCUCUUCACCAAACUUGUCACCUCCCCAAGGCGCGGCAGAGGAGGCUACUGCAUGGAACUCUCCAUCUUCUUCUCCCACAUCCUCCGCGCCCUCGGCUUCUCCUCGAUUCACUACUCGGGCGUCCGCAACCGCAACCGCACAAACGGCACCCCCCAAGGCCCCUACAACGGCUACGUCCACCUAGUCAACAUCCUCACCCUCCCCAACACCAACCCCGCCCAACAAUACGUCCUAGACGCCGGCUUCGGCGGCGACGGCCCAACCUUCCCCCUGCCCCUAACCGAACACCUCAUCCACCACAACACCAUCGGCACCCAGCAAAUCCGCUACACCCGCGACUGGCUCCCCGACCAGCGCUUCCGUGACGAGUCCAAGGGCGCGCUCAAGCACUGGAUCUACGAGUACCGAAACUCGCCUGAAAAGCCCUGGGACAGCUACUACGCCUUUGUGCCGGAGCACGAGUUUACCGAGUUGGAUUUUGAGAACCUGAAUGUUUAUUUGAGCGAGUGCGAGAGGAAUCAUCAGACGUACACGGUGCUGGUGAUUCGGUUUCUGAGAGGAGGGGAGGAGGGAGAACAGAAGAUAAAGGGAAAGGUGAUGAUGGUUCAGGGGGAGGUGAAGCAGAAUUUGGGAGGGAGGACAGAGUUGGUCAAGGUUUGUAGGACCGAGGAGGAGAGGACUGAGGUGUUGAAAGAGGUGUUUGGGAUAAACUUGACAGAGGAGGAAAAGGGGGCGAUACGGGGGUGGGCGUCGGAGUUGAAGGGUGAAUAA
Messenger RNA from Podospora anserina S mat+, 1002 nucleotides. RefSeq lists its product as uncharacterized. The record is from RefSeq and is a predicted model, not a curated record. Bases 1 to 1002 code for a protein of 333 amino acids. The transcript has a single exon. Gene Ontology annotation, molecular function: acetyltransferase activity. NCBI's taxonomy places the organism in Eukaryota, Fungi, Ascomycota, Sordariomycetes, Sordariales, Podosporaceae.